This is a messenger RNA of Pistacia vera, 675 nucleotides long. RefSeq lists its product as uncharacterized. The transcript has a single exon. Lineage: Eukaryota; Viridiplantae; Streptophyta; Magnoliopsida; Sapindales; Anacardiaceae. The record is from RefSeq and is a predicted model, not a curated record. The coding region runs from base 72 to 470 and encodes 132 amino acids.
UGAAUCAGUUUCGAAAUCUCUUCUUUCUCACAAAAGAAUAAAUAAAUAUUAAAAUAAACUUCAAAUCUCAAAUGGGAAAUUGUAUUAGGCGUGAGUCAUCAAACAUGGUGUGGGCUGGCGAUGAUUGGGAGUUCUCCUCAAGGGGUAGAGUAAUGGAUGAUAUUGAUGAUGAUAAGCAUGGUGAGCGAAAUGCCGGCGAUGUUAACGUAGAGAAGCGGAGGCUGCUGAGUGAAAAGGGAGGGUUUUCGAGUUCGAGUUCGUUAUCGUCGUCGUCUCCAUCGACGCGGGAGGUGAAGAUAAAGAUUUCGAAGAAGGAGCUGGAGGAGUUGGUGCAUAGAGUUGACAUGCAAGGUUUGUCUCUUAAACAAGUCUUGGAAAAGUUGAUUGAUGCUAAUAUCGAUCAUCAUCAUCAUCUAGAGCACCAACGGUCAUGGAGGCCGGUCUUACAGAGCAUUCCAGAGGUUGAUUAAUUAAUUAAUUAACCAAUGAGUUGUUCAAUUGUAUUGUACAUGUUAAAAGUUAAAAACAUUAGGCUAUGAUCUGGAGAUUUUAUUGUACAGAAGUUCUUAUCGUCUCCAUAUUCUUGUUUCACAUUUCUUGAGUUGUAAAUUUAUUGUAUUUGUACUCAAUCAAGUUCCAUAGCCAAUUCAUAAUUUCUCUUAUUUGGGGUGGCCA